UAUUUCAAGUCAGUAAUGAUGUGAUAACAAAAGUAACGUAACGAAUUGUUUAGUUUUGGAGUAACUGUAAUAUUAUUACUGAAAUUUCAUUAGUAAUUAGUUACCUUUUCCAGUAACGUGUGGUAUAAUAUUAUUACUGUAAUGCAUUACUGCCCAACACUGCUCAAAAGAGACUCAAAGUUGCCACAAAAAGAUGCAAACUAACUGCGGAGAGACAAAACAACUACAAAAAUAAUUCAAAGAGACACAAAACAAUUUAAACAGACACCAAAUUACCUAAAAGAAACACAAACAAAUGCUUUAGGGCUGCAAAAAGAUUCAAAAAAGGAGGUAAAACUACAAAGUCUGUGUGUCACCUGUGUGGUGGGGUGGUGGGGCCUUUUGCACGUCUGUGCCCAGGUGCCCCCUGUCUCAUAAUCCGCCCCUGCUGCUGAGACAGACACAAAAUAAUACUUCCUGUUAAAAACCCAGACUGGGUCCUCCUUUAAAAGAGUAAUUACAUGAUGGAUAUUAAACGCUGUUAAUCCCAUAUUGAAGCCUCAUUGUUACCAUGUACUGUAUGUGCGGUCAGGUGACGUCACUGACACAGUUGCCAGCAGCAAAUCUGUGCUGAGAGCUGCGCAGCCGCGCUGCGCAUCCGUCGGCUGAGGUGGACAGCGAGCGCAGCCAUUUCUCUGCCCCUCAUGAAAAACAUCCAGGGGGGGAGUGACGUUUGUCCAUCACGCACAUAACUACCCCGACGUGCGGGAGUCAUGACGUGAGCAGCACAUACCGAGGCUGAACUCAUCACCGACUGAGAUCCGCGCGCUCCAAACUUUCUCCCAAUCCAACGCCUGCGCAGACAAACCGGGCUCUGUCUCCUCCAUUAGGCUCAUGCUGUGCCUCUGUGUCAGCCAUGGAGGGAAAUGUGCACGGAGGCUGCAGCGACGUGGCGGUGAUGCACGUGAAAACUGAGGCGGUCGAUGAGAAUCCAUCUGCGCUGGUUUUGGGCAGUCAGGAGUCGCCUGCGCCCUGCGGAGAUACCGCAUGCAGAGGAAGAGGGGGAGGAGGAGGAGGAGGAGGGGAUCAGACUGCAGAGGAGCUGGCUGACACGACAACUACUCCUGUGCUGCUGUAUCCAGUGAGCACAGACCGCUUCUUCACCACAGCAGGGGAUGGAAAGACUUACCUGAAGAUCGCUCCAGCUUCAGCGAUGCCACCUGCUCCUUCAGAGAAGACGCUUCCCUCCGGCUCUGAUUUCUCCUCCAAAGCCGUUUUGUGUCUGAUAGAGGCGGUCGGGCGCCGCUGGGGCCUCUACGAGACUCGAGAACGCUCACAGCUCUUUCAGAGCGUCCAGGAGGAGAUGGCCUCCAAGGGGCACGUGCUUCCUGUCGAAAAGAUACGCCGCAAGUGGAACAACCUCAUUGUCACAUACAAGAGGGUUAAAGACCGCAGCCGGGAGACGGGGCACGCCAAAACAUCCUGGGAGUUCUUCGAUUUGAUGGACGCCACACUCUGUGACACUGUUGGCACUCAGAUUGUCAGCAACAAAAGAAACAAAAGUGGCAACACUGUUUCCACGCUGCCCGGUCCUUUGGCAAAGAUCGCUGCAAAACCACAGGUUCCACAGCCCACCACCAUCAUCCGCCCGAAUGGGGACUUUACUUCGACUGGUGGUGUGGACUCAGUGGGCCAGGGAGCCAUCAGCAGUCAAAUCAUCAGUAGCGCUGCUGCCAUUACCUCAGUGACUACAGCCACCAUUAGCCCAACAAAUGCUCCAGAGCUCAAGCCCCUGAUCGUCCUCAACAGUGACAUUGUUACAACCAGCAUUCAUCCAGCCACCAUUGUGCCAUCUCCAUCUUUUAUCUCCUCACCUUGUUUCACAGAGACAGCUUCUACUUCCCCUUCCCUUGGCUCCAUUAGCAACGCAGAUCUCAACGCGCCACGCUACGUAGGCCGUAAAGCUCAAUCAUUCCCAUCAGGCGUCAUACCCUUCCGGCUCAGCAGUGCACCACUUAGCAACAAUCAGAAUCUCCUCAGCCUCUCCUCCGCUUUCCCCCAUACUUCCUCCUGUCUCACUUCUUCUAUCACCACCUCCUUACCUGCAGCAACCAUGUCGGGAACCGAGGGCCAGAACCAGAAAGGAAAUGAGGAGCAAACAAGCACAACUUUGUUCCAGGAGAUUCUGAAGCGACAGGAGGAGCAGGCCUACCUGGACCGAGUGGCUCGCCGCAGGGUGGAAGCCAGAGAGAAGAGGCGCGAGAGGAGGGAGGUGCGGAUGGCAGAGUCCCUCGGCAGGAUAGCCACAGCACUGGAGCUGCUCUCCUCCAAACAGGACACAGUCAUUGCCCUCCUGCAGAGACUGGCUGAUCGGAAGUGAUGAAGGGUGAAAGCGGGGACUCAUAAUUCUGAGACCACACAUAUGAGAACUUCUUAACACUCCUACCAUGCAAUUACCCAGAGUUCCAUAAUGCUACUGAAAAGGGUUUUACUCUCCUGAUUUUGAUGUAAAUAAAAUUCUAGAAAAUCAUGUAAGCUGCUCACUUUUCUAAAGGUAAGUUUGGUAUUUUUAAACCUGGAACAAUCAUUUAUUAAACUGGUCCAGGUCUGGGCGAGAGUGCUUCAGCUGGCAGCCGCAAAACAAGCUGCAGUGUAACCACUCUGGGCAUAUUUGCACCAUCAAUUUACUUCCACUAAAAGUGC
Epinephelus fuscoguttatus (brown-marbled grouper) is the source of this 2682-nucleotide messenger RNA. RefSeq lists its product as uncharacterized. The record is from RefSeq and is a predicted model, not a curated record. NCBI's taxonomy places the organism in Eukaryota, Metazoa, Chordata, Actinopteri, Perciformes, Serranidae. The transcript has 4 exons. Bases 896 to 2359 code for a protein of 487 amino acids.